AAAUAAUUAUCAUCUACCUUAUCUGCUUAUUUUUUUUCCCAUUAGAUACAAGACAAGGGGAAAUUUUUAAUCACUUGACCUUUCCAACCUAACCGCAUUUAAUUUAAACUCUGGGUAUAUAAGUGAGGGGCAACAGGAAUUUAUGUUUUAGUAUUGUCAUUUUAUUUUAGUGUUCAAUUUUUUGUAGUCUAUUUUGUUUUGGUCAUUUCACCUGUACGAUUGAAGUGUGCUUUCUGCCCUCAUAGAAAAAAUGCCAGUGAAUACAAAUGAAAUAAUUUAUGCGAUAAGGCAGCUUUCGGAUGCAAAGAAUUUGGAGGUGACAGUCAUGGAGAGUGGGAAGGGAGCCUGCAUAGCAGCAGCAUGCACGUUUGCAGGUGGUCUGCUGGCUGGACCAAUUGGACUGGGUGUUGGUGGAACUUUGGGGGCGAUUUUCGCUGCUUACAAUGGUUCUGGCAAAUUCAAGUCCGUGGGUGAGGUGAUAAUGGAAAUGACACCAGCGCAGAGGACCGCUCUGGCGGAGUCCGUGAUGAAGGUGAUACACGAUGUGGAUGGCAGAGAUUUGGCGAUGCUCGCCACAAUCAUCAUGACGAACAAUUCGCUGCAGGCUGUGGUCCUGCGACAGGUCACCCAAUUCUUCAAAAACGAGAUGGGAAUGACGAUUAAUUGACUGCCGUCUCAACUCCACUUGUCCACAUAUUGUCUGUACAUAUUUUAUUCAAAUUGUAUCGUUUCUUUAAGCAGUCAUCCAAUCCAAUCAACUCGAGAAUAUAUAUACAUUUUAUACAAAA
Messenger RNA from Nicrophorus vespilloides, 788 nucleotides. Its product is annotated as protein C19orf12 homolog. Lineage: Eukaryota; Metazoa; Arthropoda; Insecta; Coleoptera; Silphidae. The transcript is spliced from 3 exons. Bases 251 to 667 code for a protein of 138 amino acids. The record is from RefSeq and is a predicted model, not a curated record.